CCUCCGCUGCUCUUUUUCUGCUUAAAUACCCCCGUCUGCCUCUUCCUCUUCCUCUUCUCUGUCUUCUCUUCACUGUCUUCACCUGCCUCUAUCCUCUGUUUCUAAUAAUAUCAAACACAUGGUUGCUCCCUCCCUCACCUCCCCCUCGGACCUGUCCCCCUCGGACCUGGCCCCGCCCUCCCCGGCUCCCGCCGCCGCCGAGCUCCCUAUGGCCUUCCAGCAGUUCGCCCUCACCAGCAAAGUCGCCGUUGUCACCGGCGGCGCCCAGGGCCUCGGCUUUGCCAUGGCCUCCUCUCUCUGCUCUGCCGGCCUCGCCGGCAUUGCCAUCAUCGACAUCAACCCUCUCGUAGGAGAGCCCGCCGCUUGCUCGCUCACCAAGCAGUUUGGCACAAACGCGAAAUUCUACCGCGUCGAUGUGACUGACGAGCUUGCGAUGAAAUCUGCAUUUGCUACCAUCAACGAAGAGCUCGGCGGUAUCGACGUCGUCGUCUGCAGCGCUGGCGUUGUAGACAACUACAAUGCCGAAGACUACCCUUACGCCAAGUUCCAAAGACUAAUGAACAUCAACCUCGGCGGAUCUUUCCUUGCCGCCCAAUCCGCAUUCCCAUACAUGAAAGCCCGCGGCGGUGGCUCCAUCAUCUUCAUCGGCUCCAUGUCGGGCCACAUCGUCAACUUCCCCCAGCCUCAGAUCGCAUACAACGCCUCCAAGGCCGGCGUCAUCCACAUGAUGAAGUCCUUCGCCGUCGAGUGGGCAAAGUACAAGAUCCGCUGCAACUCCAUCUCCCCCGGAUACAUGCACACCGGUCUCAUCGAGUCCUUCGACCAGAACUGGGUCAACACAUGGAAGUCCAUGACCCCCAUGGCUCGUAUGGGCGAGCCCCACGAGCUCCAGGGCGUCGCGCUCUGGCUCGCUAGUAACGCGAGCUCGUUCGUCACCGGCACAGAUGUCGCUGUCGAUGGUGGAUACACUGCCAUGUAAUGACCAUGGCCGAUAAAAUAAUGCUCCUGAUGUAUAGAGUAUCUUAUAUUUAUAAAUGCGUUGGAUUGGUUGGGUUGGCGUUGUGUUUCUGUUUUUGUUCAUGCUUUUGUUUUGUCUGCAUCGUUUGCAAUUACGGUUGUGUAAUACUUAAUAUCUAAUAAGAAUAUCAAAUAAUCUAUCAUAAUAAGCGCAUCUGUAAUAUUGUAAACUGGACUCGAGUUGAGGGU
Molecule: messenger RNA, 1206 nt
Organism: Myxozyma melibiosi
Lineage: Eukaryota; Fungi; Ascomycota; Lipomycetes; Lipomycetales; Lipomycetaceae
Exons: 2
Coding region: 119-979 (286 amino acids)
Cellular component (GO): intracellular anatomical structure
Molecular function (GO): oxidoreductase activity, acting on NAD(P)H, oxygen as acceptor
Source: RefSeq, a predicted model, not a curated record